Coniophora puteana RWD-64-598 SS2 is the source of this 693-nucleotide messenger RNA. RefSeq lists its product as uncharacterized. The transcript has 3 exons. Bases 1 to 693 code for a protein of 230 amino acids. The record is from RefSeq and is a predicted model, not a curated record. Gene Ontology annotation, molecular function: RNA binding. Gene Ontology annotation, biological process: endonucleolytic cleavage in ITS1 to separate SSU-rRNA from 5.8S rRNA and LSU-rRNA from tricistronic rRNA transcript (SSU-rRNA, 5.8S rRNA, LSU-rRNA); small-subunit processome assembly; endonucleolytic cleavage to generate mature 5'-end of SSU-rRNA from (SSU-rRNA, 5.8S rRNA, LSU-rRNA). Gene Ontology annotation, cellular component: nucleolus. Lineage: Eukaryota; Fungi; Basidiomycota; Agaricomycetes; Boletales; Coniophoraceae.
AUGAACCCAGAAGGAUUUUCCGGGCCACAGAGACUAAAGACACUCACCGCCGAAGCUCUUGCCAAAUUCAAUGCUGCUCAGAAUCGUGCUGGUGUCGUUUAUCUAUCUCGCAUUCCACCUGGGAUGCAACCUCCUAAAGUACGGCAUUUGAUGAGCGCUUACGGGGAAGUUGGAAGGAUCUACCUACAGCAGGAAGACGCAAAGCGUGCAUAUCUCCGACGAAAGCACACUUCCACCAAAAAACCCCAUUUCACUGAAGGAUGGGUAGAGUUCAAGGACAAACGCGUAGCCCGAUCCGUGGCAGAGAUGCUUAAUGCUCAGCCGAUCGGAGGCAAGAAAGGCUCACGCUGGAGAGAUGAUGUCUGGACAAUGAAAUAUCUUCCCAAGUUUAAAUGGAACAUGCUAACGGAACAAAUUGCACAUGAAGCUGCUGUCCAUGCAGCGAAGCUUCGUGUUGAACUGGCGCAGUCCAAGGCCGAACAGUCGGAUUACCUCAAGAACGUUGAGCUUGCGCGCGUGUUAGACAAGCGUGCGGAAAGACGCAGGCAAGCAGGCAAGGAGCCCGUUGAGCGCCCACGUCCGGAGACCAAAAGGCUACCUGUGGAAGAUGGAGAACGGCCAGUGAAGAAGAGGCAGCGUGUUGAGCACUCGGACGGUAAAGACCUCGAUCAAGUACUUGGCAGUGUUUUUUAA